Actinia tenebrosa (Australian red waratah sea anemone) is the source of this 1587-nucleotide messenger RNA. RefSeq names its product adenosine receptor A2a-like. Gene Ontology annotation, biological process: G protein-coupled receptor signaling pathway. The record is from RefSeq and is a predicted model, not a curated record. Gene Ontology annotation, molecular function: melanocortin receptor activity. Gene Ontology annotation, cellular component: membrane. NCBI's taxonomy places the organism in Eukaryota, Metazoa, Cnidaria, Anthozoa, Actiniaria, Actiniidae.
GACGCGGUGUAGUAAGAUCUGAAGCCAACUUUUGAAGACUCGAUUUGGACAUUUAUCGACUGAACCACGGUUACCUAUUUGCUAACUGGAUCCUUUCCAAAGUGGUAGAUAGGGCCCUGCUUUAACAAGCCUCUUGGAUUAAGAGAAUUAACCCGUGCUACAUUUAGUUGGGGUAGCGAUGCCGGAGGUGCGUCACAAGAAAACACCAAAUCACGACUGACAAGGAGUUUAAACAUUAAUAAUGAACCAUACGAAUCCAGAGAACUGUGACCCAAACCUACCAGCCAUCCAAUUUGUCAUAUUCAAUCUCCUUCAAGGUCUUUCAGGAUUUUUUUCAAUAUUUGGAAAUGCAAUCGUUCUAUUUUCUAUCACAAGAACAAAAAGCUUACAGACUGUGUCGAAUUUCUACAUCGUAUCAUUAGCAAUAGCAGAUCUUUUGGUUGGUUUGCUUAUGAGUCCUAUAUACAUAGGUCUUACUUUUCUCAGAGCUUGGCCAGAUUCCAAUAACCCUCUGUACAAGCUUGAAAAUUUCUUUUGGAUUCAAACUCUGGUAGCCACGACGUUUAGUCUCGUUGCUGUCAGUAUUGACAGAUAUCUUGCUAUUACAUCAGUAUUUAGAUAUCAUUUCAUCAUGACUAAACAAAAAACCAAAUGCAUUAUUAUCCUGUUGUGGACGGCAUCUUUCAGUCUUGCUUUGCCAACAUUAUUGGUUUCCAGUUCAAAGGAAGCUUCGGUGUUAUGGGUUACAUGUCAAGUCUUCACCAUGGUCAUUCCUCUAUUGAUAAUCGUGUUCUGCUAUUGCCACAUAUUCAAAGCUGCAAGGAUACAAAUCAAACACAUAGCCAGUACAAUCCGAACGCAACAAAACGUAGAAGCAAUUAAAAACAGAAAGGCUGCAACAACCAUGGCCAUUGUUAUAGGCGUCUUUGUCAUGAUGUAUUUCCCAAAUUUCGUAUUUUCGUGGGUCGAAUUCGCAACAAAAGGACAUUGCAAGAAAAUGCUGAUUUACAGAGAUUGGUUGUGGGCCAUUCUUUUAGCAUUUGGUAAUUCAGCUUGUAAUCCGUGGAUAUACGCGCUACGAAUGAACGACUUUAAAUUAGCCUUUCGCCGUAUUCUAUGGGGUAGACACAAUAACUUCGUAUUACCCUGUAGCGAUUCUAAUGUAUCACGUUGAUCGUUGAUACCGGUAUGCCUCGUGUCGAUUCUAAUGUACCCUGUUGAUGCCCGUAUCGUCGUGUCGAUUCUGAUGUAUCCUAUUGACACCAGUGUGCCUCGUGUCGAUUCUAAUGUACCCUGUUGAUACCCGUGUGCCUCGUGUCGAUUCUGAUGCCGGUAUACCUCGUUGCCAUGUAUAUAAAGGAUAUUAUGAAUCUUAUAAUAACAUUCAUCGACUGGUUUUGAAUUUACGACUGUUUUAUUUAUCAUACUAAAACAAUUCCCAAAUUACAGCUCAUGGCAAACAUUGGUCAAUCCAAUAUUCAAGUUUAUUAUAUGACCGUGAAUCUUAGAGCCUGGACACUAGCAAAUCGAGCAAUCUGAUUGGAUAGAUCGUCUAGAUUCUCCGGUAUUAACCGAUCGCAUAUUAAU